UCCAUCAUGUUUGUGUAUACUGGUAUCUAAUAAUGUGAACUUGAUGUAGGUUUUUAUUAUAUUACUGGUCGACUGAAGGAGAUCAUUAUCACUAAAGGUGGUGAGAAUGUGGCCCCAGUACCUAUUGAACAGAAUAUGAAAGAAAAAAUUCGUAUUAUCAGCAAUGUAAUGAUAGUUGGCGAUGAAAGACAUUACUUGACAAUGCUAGUGACAAUACGCUGUGUGCUGCUUGAUGGACGCCAACCAACUGAUGACAUGGACUCCAUUGCUAAGCAAGUAGCUUAUGAAAUAGGAUCUAGUGCUACUACUGUGUCAGAAGCUAUGAAUGAUGAUGUUAUUAAACGUUAUAUACAGCAAGGAAUGGAACAGGCUAAUGAGCAGGCUAUUAGCCGGGCAGCAAAAGUUCAGAAGUUUGCUAUACUUCCUCUUGACUUUAGUGUCGAUGGUGGAGAGCUGACUCCUACUUUUAAGCUAAAGAGGAAAUUUGUUACUGAAAAAUAUAGAGACAUCAUUGAUCAGUUAUAUUCAGAGUAAUUGCAUGCGCUCAAAUUAUUAUUUGUUGGUAAUUAUUUGUCAUCACUGUCAUCGAGUUUAAUCAUGUAAAGUUUAAUAAUUAUUUAUGAUUAUAA
Molecule: messenger RNA, 629 nt
Organism: Amphimedon queenslandica
Lineage: Eukaryota; Metazoa; Porifera; Demospongiae; Haplosclerida; Niphatidae
Product: long-chain-fatty-acid--CoA ligase ACSBG1-like
Exons: 5
Coding region: 136-534 (132 amino acids)
Source: RefSeq, a predicted model, not a curated record